AUGCACACCACAGAAUCAAAAAGUGAAUCUAUCUUGGAGGAUAGAGCUGAUCAGAUCCUCAAUGAUCCUAAUAAUAGCAUAUACGAAGAAGCUAAGGGAACUACCCUAUCAGAAACAAAGGAAGUGGUACCACAGACGAAGAAACAGUCAUAUAUAUCUUGUCCUCCACAAGGAAUAGUGAAUAAAAUAAUUACAAAUGGAGUUAUACUCUUUAUGCUGUGGUGUUUAACCUGGAUUUUCUCAGGCUCUGAAGCACUCCCUGGUGGAAAUGUAUUUGGACUAUUCAUUAUUUUUUGUUGUGCCUUUCUUGGGGGAAAAUUUUUGGAAAUCAUUAGAAUACCUUCAGUGCCUCCACUUCCACCCCUUCUUGGGAUGUUACUGGCUGGUUUUAUGAUCAGAAAUAUUCCAUUCAUUGGCAAACAUGUCCAUGUACAUACUACAUGGUCUGCAACUUUAAGAAACACUGCCCUUACCAUUAUCCUAAUACGAGCUGGGCUUGGACUUGAUCCACAGGCUUUACAACAUUUGAAAGCCGUUUGUUUAAGAUUGUCUAUGGGUCCGUGCAUCGCAGAGGCAUGUGCAGCUGCUAUUUUUUCCCAUUUCCUUAUGAAGUUUCCUUGGCAAUGGGGAUUUCUAUUAGGUUUUGUACUAGGUGCUGUCUCUCCUGCUGUCGUUGUUCCUUCCAUGCUGCUUUUGCAAGAAAAAGGAUAUGGCAUUGAGAAAGGCAUCCCAACCUUACUAAUAGCUGCUAGCAGUUUGGAUGACAUUAUGGCUAUCACUGGUUUCAACACGAUGUUGAGCAUAGUCUUCUCUACAGGUAGUAUACUUGAUAAUAUUCUAUCAUCUUUGCGGGACAUACUUGUUGGUGUGCUGGUAGGAACUAUUUUGGGAUGUUUUAUUCGAUAUUUUCCAAGUGAUGAUCAGGAAAAAAUUUCAUUGAAGAGGGCAUUCCUUAUUUUGAGUAUGUGUAUUUCUGCUGUCUUAGGCAGCCAACGUAUUGGUUUACAUGGAUCUGCAGGAUUAUGCACACUAGUGUCGUCUUUCAUUGCAGGGACAAAAUGGUCCAAAGACAAGAUUAGAGUCCAAAAUAUUGUUGCAAAUACCUGGGAUAUUUUUCAACCUCUUCUUUUUGGUUUAGUUGGAUCAGAAGUAACUGUUUCAGCUCUUGAAUCAAAUACUAUUGGCAUUUGUGCUGUUACCUUGAUUUUGGCAGUAUGUGUUCGAAUUUCAGUCACAUUUGUAUUGAUGUGUUUUGCUGGUUUUACUUUUAAGGAGAAAAUAUUUAUUGCUUUAGGGUGGAUGCCCAAAGCAACAGUCCAGGCUGUAUUAGGUCCUCUGGCUCUAGAAACAGCAAGGCUCUCUGCACCCAGCUUGGAAUCGUAUGCGAAGGAUGUGAUGACAGUAGCAUUUUUAGCCAUCUUGAUCACAGCUCCAAAUGGGGCUCUUCUUAUUGGCAUACUGGGGCCCAAAAUACUUACCCGCCAUAACGAGCCAGACAAAAUAAAACUGCAUUUGCCAAAUAUAGGCCAUCAUUAA
Sciurus carolinensis (gray squirrel) is the source of this 1536-nucleotide messenger RNA. RefSeq names its product solute carrier family 9 member B1 (gene Slc9b1). Gene Ontology annotation, molecular function: antiporter activity. The record is from RefSeq and is a predicted model, not a curated record. The transcript has 11 exons. Bases 1 to 1536 code for a protein of 511 amino acids. Gene Ontology annotation, biological process: proton transmembrane transport. Lineage: Eukaryota; Metazoa; Chordata; Mammalia; Rodentia; Sciuridae. Gene Ontology annotation, cellular component: membrane.